Molecule: messenger RNA, 342 nt
Organism: Marasmius oreades (fairy-ring Marasmius)
Lineage: Eukaryota; Fungi; Basidiomycota; Agaricomycetes; Agaricales; Marasmiaceae
Exons: 4
Coding region: 1-342 (113 amino acids)
Source: RefSeq, a predicted model, not a curated record
AUGGUCUUGAAACCUCGAAGCAAAAGCCUUGGUAUUCGAUGUGUUCGGAAGUUGCUCCUUCCUAUGCCUUCCAUCCGUUGUCUCAAUCGUUUACGGGACCCAACUCUUUCCGGAAAACACCAUCCCAAAGCAUAUGCACAUGGCGUUCAGCAUCUUCCCUAUUCUUACUAUUGCUCUCCUUCGCAUCAUCAUCUAGUACAGAAUAGAAGCAUACAAGAUGGGGGUGCAAUUGGCACCUACGAUUCAUGGGCGGUGGCCGGGGAACAUCGACAUAAAUUUAGCGCCUUUGAGAAGGGGUUUGUACCGCCUUUGAAUGAGUCCACUUGGCAAAGCACUUCUUGA